This is a messenger RNA of Parasteatoda tepidariorum (common house spider), 1634 nucleotides long. RefSeq lists its product as uncharacterized. The record is from RefSeq and is a predicted model, not a curated record. NCBI's taxonomy places the organism in Eukaryota, Metazoa, Arthropoda, Arachnida, Araneae, Theridiidae.
GGGAACGAAUUUGCUUUAGUUCAGGAUCUUAUUUUUGUAAAUAACCUUACCUACCAUAACAAUAUCAAUAUGUUGGUGAGUCUUUAAAUGCUGGGAAGUAAUUCGUAGGAAGCGCUCUAUGUAAACAAAAAGUUCUAUGAAACGUUCUAUGUAAAAAAAUCAGCAAGUUUUAAACUAAAAACCUGACUCAACUAAUCAGCCUAAUACUUUCUUCCCUUAUAAAAUUUCCUUUGCUAAGUCUUGGGCUGCACUAUAUUUAAAUUCCAAAUCAGUGAAUAGUUCCCCAGUCUCGAUGCUCAAGUGCAGAACCCUUUUUGAAAUUAUCCCUCCUUUUGCUAAUCUCGCUCUUCAAGUAUGGAUAGCACUCGUGCUGAUGAAUAUUUUAGUAAUAAGAGACUGCCUUAGUAAUUUUCUGUGGAUAGGUUUGAAAUUGGAAAACCUAGUGAAUUCGAUUAUAAAAAUUUUAUGUGCAAGCUAUUCAUUACUUUGGGCUUCGUUUUUAAAUAAAGUUCAAAUGAAUUUUUCCGAGCCAAUUUAUUGGAAACGGACAUACAAUAAGCUAGAAAAUGGCGAGGAUUCUUCAAGCUUGGAUAAAACUCCUCCUAGAUUUCAAGUGCAAAGAAAUGAAUUAUCAGUAGAGAGUAAAAAAUGUGGACAAUUUAUGAGCCAAGAUUGUCAUAGUAUAAAUGAAAGAUUGUGCUUUAAAAAUUUAAUUAGAUCUUCUCGUUAUGAUUCACCAGUUAUUGAAUUAAUUAAGCGUAACGUUGGCACCCAAACCUUAAAAGAGCAAGAUGUUUUAAACAAUGACUGUCUAGAUUUGCAAUCUCCUACCAACACUUCUAUUCUUUCAAUUUUCGGAGAAGGACAAUUGGUUUCCGCAGAAGCAUGCAGUAAUUGCUUGAACAACAGCGAUAUUGGAAAACCAGUUACCAUGAAAUGCAAAUUUACUCCUGUAAGACACUCAAGCGUAUCCCCUAAACUUAAGAAUGGUACAAGUUCAAGAAGUUUGAGCUCAGAGUUUGAAAAAAGUGCAUCGUCAUCAGAGAAUCAAAAUGUUUCAAGAACCACAUCUGAAAAUGUUCCCGAAGAGUUUGUUGACAUACCUUUGGAGUCACCAAGAAAUAUCUCGCAGCUCUUGGAAAGCCCUCUAUGUCAAAUUAAUCUCGACUCCAUGAAAAAUUUGCGAUUGACUUUUUCAGAAGAUAUUUGUAUUCCAACACUGUCACCCAAAGAAAAAUCAAUCUUUAGAAAGAGUUGGAAUAAGCUCAAACUAGUGCGCAAAGUGAAUAAAGGUUUCCUUGAAAUGAAAAAUCUGAAACGAAGAAAUCCUGAUGGAAUAUCAAUUAUAUCCCGACAACCUUUAGCUGGAGUAAAAUGUACCGCAGCUCCUAGCCAAAAAGACACAAAGAACUUAACUGCAGAUGUCGAAGAUUCAGAGAUCAUAGGUUGCUGCAGUUUGUUCCAUAAAUUAAAAUCUAAAUUUGAUCAAAAAGGGGACGAAGGCUCAGUUUUUUAUAAAAAAUUUUAGUUUUAUAAAUAUUUGAAGUAUUUAUAGUUUCUUUUAAUCUUUAGAAAGAGAAUAGCUCUUCUAAUCUUUGGAAUAAGAUUAAACUUGUGCACAAACUAAAAAAAAA